This is a messenger RNA of Micropterus salmoides (largemouth bass), 2683 nucleotides long. RefSeq names its product solute carrier family 30 member 4 (gene slc30a4). The transcript has 8 exons. Bases 278 to 1588 code for a protein of 436 amino acids. NCBI's taxonomy places the organism in Eukaryota, Metazoa, Chordata, Actinopteri, Centrarchiformes, Centrarchidae. Gene Ontology annotation, biological process: response to zinc ion; zinc ion transmembrane transport. Gene Ontology annotation, cellular component: plasma membrane. Gene Ontology annotation, molecular function: zinc ion transmembrane transporter activity. The record is from RefSeq and is a predicted model, not a curated record.
AUGUGACUGCGAACGAAACCGAACCUGCUGUUGUGACUUCCCGAGUGCGGAGGGAGUGUUAUUAUGACUCCGGUGUUUACACCAGUAUAACCAUGACGUUUUUUAAUUAAAGGACGAACUACGUUUGUACAACCGAAAAGUACUUUAGGUGCAAAGGAUGGAGUAGAAAUGCGAGCUUGCAUCCACCCCUGCCACAAACAUGUGAAUGGUUACCCCAGACGACAGUAACCUAGCGACAGAGCUCACCUGAAUAUAACCUUAACCGUUAUUAUUAAAGAUGUCAGGGGGUAACUUCUUGAGCAAGGUGCGGUCCGCCUUCAGGAGGGAGAGGAGCGACUGGCACCUGAGCGACACGGCGCCCUUUGACUUCUCCGACGAGCUGGGGGAGGAUGAGACUCCCAGAUUCAACAAGCUCAAGGUCGUGGUCUCCGGAGAGAUGUCCGACUACUCUGCCGGAGCUACGUCCAACGGGGUGGCGGUGAACACCCUGGUGGUGGCGGAUGAUGAUGAUGACUCCCUGCUCGAAUCAUCCUCCAGCCUGGGCAGCCCGGGGUUAAAUAUGGACCCUUGUGACAACUGCACCAAGAAGAGGGAGAGUAUCAAACACAAGAGGGUGAUGAAGAGGCUUGUCAUUGCAGCUUUGCUGUAUUUCCUUUUCAUGACCGGUGAAAUUAUAGGUGGUUAUGUGUCAAACAGCUUAGCCAUUAUGACUGACGCUGUGCACAUGCUAACAGAUGUGGUGGGCAUUUUGUUUUCACUGCUGGCCCUCUGGCUCUCCACCAAGCCACCCACCAAGAGAUUCACCUUCGGACUGCAUCGCCUCGAGGUGGUAUCGGCAGUCUUCAGUGUGGUGCUCAUUUAUAUUCUGACGGGUAUACUGCUCUAUGAGGCAGUUCAGAGGACGAUACACCAAGACUUCGACAUAGAUGGAGAUGUCAUGCUCAUCACUGCAGCUGUGGGGGUUGCCGUCAACCUCAUAAUGGGUUUCUUGUUAAACCAAGGUGGUCACCUCCACGGUCACUCUCACGGCCACGGUCACUCUCACGGCCACUCUCAUGGUUCUGCAGCCGGGGCAGGUCAGCAGCAGAGACAGCACGGCAGCCUGGCUGUAAGAGCUGCCUUCAUCCACGCUUUGGGAGACCUACUCCAGAGUGUCGGGGUGCUCAUUGCUGCCUACGUUGUCCGCUUCAAGCCGGAGUUUAAGUUGGCAGACCCCAUCUGUACCUACAUCUUCUCUGUUCUGGUUCUCUUCACCACAUUCCGCAUCAUACGAGACACAGUAUUUAUUUUGCUGGAGGGUGUUCCCAGGCAUCUGGACACUCUGCGAAUCAAAGAGGACCUUCUGAAGCUGGAGGAUGUCCAAUCAGUUGAUGAGCUGAAUGUCUGGGCGUUGACGGCUGACAAGACUGCAGCACUAGUGCAUCUCCAGCUCACGCCCUCUAGUGCUAACAACUGGGAGGAUGUCCAGGCUAAGGCCCGCCACCUGCUGCUUCAUACCUACGGUCUCACCAGGUGCACAGUGCAGAUCCAGACACACAGGCAGACGCCGGUACGCAGUUGUGCACACUGCCAGCAGCCCAGCGCUUAAAGAGAGACUCAUGCUUACACUGACUUCCACAGUGCAUUUUAUGGAGCCAGACAGCAGAGAACACAGUACGCAGAGGGCCUAGAUGUUGCAACUCUCACAGCUCAGUGGCACAGCAGGAGCCACAAUUGUAAGUGGAAAAAGACUGGUGCCAAAGGAUUGUUAGUGGAACAACAACAGGUGCACAUUUCUAAUUGAAGGAUCUCAACAGCCUCAAGGGCUCUUAUGUUUGAAAAGCUUUCAUAGUGGAGUUUGAAUGCUUAAAGUCUCGGCUGAGAAGAAUGAAAAUAUUGCUCUUAAUUCACCAUUAAAGCCUAUUCCAACAGGUAACUGUUUUUAUUUCACUGUUUGAUUUAUCACAACUGAUGUUUUAUCAGAUGUAAUUUUUUCUUUUUGUUACUAGGUGUGAGGACUGUUUAUCUAGAUUGUUUUAUCAUUUUAUCAUCAAGUCCGCAAACGAAAAGUUACCUCAUGUCAUUUGAUAGUAACUGUGGUCACAGUUCAUAUAAGCUGUCCUCACCACUGGCAAAAAAAACUAUAUCAUUGUGUCCCUUUAGUAGACAUUGCAUCUCAUCAAAUGCACUUAAUCAUUAAUAUUCUUCAGCCAAAGUCUUUUGUAAGGCCGGUUUUAAAAAAACAAACAACCGUAGAUAUUCUUACAGCAGUCUAUAUUGGCUGUACUGACAAACACUUAGUACACCAACACUUUUAACACUGAUAUUUUACUCUAGCAUGUCUUAACUGUAGCGAGCAGGAAACUGACAAUCCAAGUGUGACUGAUUGAAAAAAAUUAAAUGCUACAGUGGUUCGCCCGACCAGUAUUGUUUAUGUUUUACACUCUUUACUCUGCUUUUUUCAUAUCAUUGACUGACAGUAUAAUAAUGCUGACAGGUUUGGGAAAUCUUCUGUAUUGGAGAGGUUUUCAGGGAGGGAGGUGUGAGUUAAAAUGUGCCAAUAAUGAUGGUGUUUAUAGUGUUUUAGUGUUGAGAAGCCGUGGUGGGUUUAUGGUAAAGCUUUCCACAUCUGAUGUACAUCAUCAAGGGAAAUCAGGCACUGGAUCACUGUUUUUGUUUAUAAUAAAGUAUUUAAUCAUUUGUG